Octopus sinensis (East Asian common octopus) is the source of this 6277-nucleotide messenger RNA. Its product is annotated as cdc42-interacting protein 4 homolog. Bases 103 to 1653 code for a protein of 516 amino acids. Gene Ontology annotation, molecular function: protein binding. The transcript is spliced from 15 exons. The record is from RefSeq and is a predicted model, not a curated record. NCBI's taxonomy places the organism in Eukaryota, Metazoa, Mollusca, Cephalopoda, Octopoda, Octopodidae. Gene Ontology annotation, biological process: signal transduction.
UCUAAUAUUUUUCUUUUUUGUCUUUUCAGGAAAUUGGUAAAAAAUUAUCAACCAAAAAAGAAAGAUGAGGACGAAUGUCAGUUCACUUCUACAAAAGCAUUUAUGGAUAUAUUGCGUGAGCUCUUUGACCUAGCAGGCCAGCAUGAGAUAAUUGCAGAAAACACACAAAUACAGAUAAUCAAAGAAAUACAACAACUUGUUGUAGAAUUGAAACAAGAACGGAAAAAGGGUUUACAAGAAGGAACAAAAGUACAGCAAAGCCUUAUUUUGUCAACUCAGCAAUUGGAUAAGACAAAGAAACAAUAUGAGAGAGCAUAUAGGGAAGCAGAAAAAGCUAUUGAAGCCUACAAAAAGGCAGAUGCUGAUAUCAAUUUGUCUCGAGCUGAAGUUGAAAAACAAAAAAAUUUAUCAAUAUCGAAGACACAGAUUUCAGAAGAGUGUAAGAAUGAUUAUGCUGCCCAGCUGGAAGUUACAAAUAAACAUCAAAGAGAAUAUUAUUCUCAUUUACUUCCUAAUGUAUUUCAGCAAUUACAAGAUAUGGAUGAAAAAAGGAUUAGCCGACUGAAAAGCUUUUUGAAAUCUUUUGCUGACCAAGAAAAGCGCGUGUUACCUAUCAUAAAUACUUGUAUAGAAGGAAUGUUCAAAGCUGUAGAUUCUAUUAGUCCAAAAGAGGAUUCUCGGUUAGUGAUUGAGCGCUACAAAUCUGGUUUCACCCAUCCUUCGGACCUUCCAUUUGAAGACCUUAGCUGCCCUACUCCUGGAGAUAGUUACCCUCACAAUUCCGCCCCUCGCUCCCAAUCAUCAACAGACUUUAAAAAUCAAAUAAAACCUGGAACUGUGGGUGGCAGAACGAAAAAGAGAGGGGGCCUUUUUUCAAUAUUUGGUUCUUCAAAGGGAAGAUGGAUGUCAAAAUCUAUCAUUGGAUUACUGGUGGAUGAUCAGAAAGAAGACUUCAGUGAUCUACCCCCCAAUCAGAGGAGGAAGAAACUACAGCAGAAGAUUGAUCUUAUAAACAAAGAAAUUGGUAAAGAAACAGCUGAAAGGGAGGGUAUGCUGAAGAUGAAAGAUGUAUACAUAAACAAUCCAGCACUUGGUGAUGCUAGCAGCUUGGAUAAAAAACUGGAAGAGAACGCACAGAAACUUGACCGAUUGAACCAGGAACUGAUCAAAUUUGAGAAUUAUAUGGCUGAUGCAGAAGGCAAAGUGGUUAGAAGACACAGUACUGCUAAUGACUCUUUGUCUAACAGUCCCUCUGAGAGCAGCGUUCAAUCAAAUACAGGUCCCUACAUAUCUGCUCCAGGAACUCCCAUUGCACACCACUAUGCGCACGGUUCUUGCGGAGAAGACAGUGAAAAUGGACCUAUAGCUGGUGGAGAAGAUGGUGGUGAGGAAGUUGAUGGAGGGGGAGAAAUUGAUUAUGCUGACCAAGAAUCAACUGAAGAGGAAUUUGAUGAGUUUCCGGUCAUUGGAUCUUGUCGUGCUCUUUACCAGUUUGAAGCAAUGAAUGAAGGCUCAAUAUCAAUGGAAGAAAAUGAACAGAUGUUUGUUCUUGAACAAGAUCAAGGUGAUGGCUGGACUCGUGUUCGCAAGAAAAAUGGCUCAGAUGGAUUUGUCCCUAGCUCUUAUAUUCAGUGUACAUUGUAUGGACUUUAAUAGUCACUAUGGUUCAGUUGUAAGUUGAUCAAUGGGACAGUAUUUUGCUCUCACAUGGAAUGCAGCAAUACAUUUCAGCUGUCUUACCAUUAGAUAUCAGAUGAUGAACCGGUUAGAUUCCAUCAGUGCAACUAAAUCAUCCAUUUCAUAAGAGCAUUGAAAUAAGCAUCAAACAAAAAUAUCUUACAAUUCAUAAAAAUAAACAAAAAGAAAGAAUCAUUACCUGCUGAAUGGCAAAAUAGUGGGGACAGCUAAAGUUAAUUAGCUCUUUAGUAAUAAGAUUAUACUUAAGUGCAUUGCAGGAAGCAUUGUUUUUAGCAUGUACUUUGUAUGACAUGAGACAAUAACUGCAGAGUUUCUUUUUCUUCUUUUGUUUUAAAUACCUAAACAGUUGAUGUAAAAAAAGUUUAAAAUCCUGCAAAUUUGUUAAUGGUUGCACAGACAACUAUCCUUGUUGUCUGUUGACUAGUUUUGAAUCAGUGGCUGCAUUGAUCAGUGGUGAAUAGUGCAACUAAAAUUUAUGCUGUUUGGAAUUGUUUUAAUUUCUUAAGAUUUUUUCUCUAGUCCCAGUCACAUUUAAUAUUUAAAAAAAUAAACAAAUAUAUUAAUAUAUUUCAGAAAAUCAUAUACAUAAUACUGUAAAAAAGGAAGUAAGGGUGAUGCUUAAAAAGAGAAUAAUUUCAGGAAAAACAGUAACAAAUCUUUUAGUUACCCACAUCUAUAUAUGAUAAAAUAAUUUUACAUUUUAACUCCAAAAUAUUUUAAAACUGUCUUCUCAAAUUAUAUAUGCUAAGUUAAUCCUGAUCUUGUAAAUUUUGAAAUUUUUAGCAAUUAACUUUUUAUUUCAAAUAAUUCCUAUAUACUUCUAAUUUAAUUUUCAUCAGUUAUAAUUACCCCCUACUCCAAGAUCUAGUAUAUACAUAUGUACUUUAUGAAUUGUUUUAUAAAAUAUUUACACCCUAAAUGGUCCUUAAUCAAACUGCCUUCAGUAUACCAACUGCAAUAUUUCUGACAUUCUUGUAACUACAAAAUUUCAUUGAAACUCUCACUUUGUAAGUGCUCUUCCACAGUGACCUCUUGGUGUGUUGCUCACAUGAUCUAAGCAUGCAUGGGAAAAAGGGAAAAAAAUCUGUCUUAUUCUUAGCCACUAUCUCCUGUCUCUUAUAAUGUCAUUGAAGCAUUUCACAUUUAUUACUCUAAAAUUACACACACAAGCAUAUAUGUAUACAUGUGAAUGUGUUAUAUAUACACUCACACAUAUAUGAAUGCAUGAUUUCACUUUGUUCUGAACAACAUGGAAUUAUUUCAUUAACAUCAUCUAAGCCUGUUGUACUUAAUGGAUUUAUCCAUAGAAAUUAACAGCUCUGGUUGUCUUUUAUGUGCAACUCUCAGUUGUAGUCUGGUUUCAGUGAAAAUCUGUGAUAAACAAAGGUAUAAAAAUAAAACAAUCAUGAAAAAUAUUUCAUUUUUACAGAUCUUUGAGUGAAACAAAAGGUAAAAGGAAACCUGAGUGUUUCCUCCUCUUCCUUCUUAUUUGAAUGAACACACUGAUAUGUUAAAUUAGCUGGAAAAGAAAGCCAGCAUUAUUUACCCAUCUAUUUUUCUAUUUUCUAUACUAUGUCUUUCUGAUUGUGUUUCCAACUUUUUUUUUUUUGUUACUUUGUAUACUUUCAUUAUUUCUAAGUAUGUCUCUUCCAACACACACAUGCACACACACACACACACAUACCCAAAGGACCAACUUCCUUAGUUCAUGUUCAGCUAUAAUUAUUUGUUUGAUAUUAGUUUGACACUACAAUUAUAUGUGCAAUUAGUUUGACACUACAAUUAUAUUUUACAAUUCUGUAAAAGAUUACUUUAAAAAAAUAGUUGUACUAUUGAAAUGUAAGUGUCAGGAUGCAUAUGUGUGUAAUACUUUGCUCUCCCUCUCAUUAAUAGAUUUUUGCAAUUUCUAUUUCUCAGUGUAGGUUUUCUAAAAAAAAGAUUCUGUUAUGCAGAUCCUCUCUUUACAACUUUCUAUUAUUUUUGAGUUGCUUUUGUUCAUUGUGUUUGCUAAAUUUACAAAAACAUGACUCAAAAUCUUCUGAGAUGAUAAAACAAAAAAGAAAGAUAUUUGGGAGAUAGUAACAAUUGUAAGAAUGUGUGUGUGUGUAUGUAUAUAUAUAUAUAUAUAUAUAUACACACACACAUAUAUAUACACUUUUAUUAAUGUACAAUGCUGUUUUUAUUAUUUUAUUGCUGAUUUAUAUAAUUAUCUAUUUAGGCUGCAUGGUUCAAUUGUAUUUGUGAGCUUUACAGAAGGGCUACAUAGCUGGGUUAGUGUUAACUUCAGGGCCAGGCACGUGGUUGGGUUCUAGUAUUAUUUUCUUGGGUGGGUUACACAAUUGAACUGUAAUACUAUCAACUUACAAGACUAGAUAAUUACAGAAAUAUCUCCUUAAGAGAGCUGCAAAGCUAAACUGUAAUGUGAUUUUCUUGAGAAGAUUACAGUUGAACUGUAGUAUAGUUCUCUUAGGAGGAUUGCAUACCUGGAUUGUAAUGUGAUUUUUUAGAAAGAUCUCAUCACUUUUCAAACUCAUGUUAUAAAUAUCUAUACUGCAAAAAUGUUAUAUAUUUUAUGAAGUUUCUAAAGAUUUUGUUCAAGAUUAUUUCCUCAGUGUAGUAGCUUACAUAUAAUGGAAAUACAAAAUUUAAAAAGUAAAUAAAGUCAAUUAAGAUUGAUUGAACACUUCAGAAAUUAAAUCAUUUGAGUAUAUUCAGUGUUCAAUGAUGGCGGUAUCUAUGCAAAUGUGGUUGCUGAAGAAAGGAAAACAUUCUUGUAUUUUGUGUGUGUGUGUGUGUGUGUGUGUGUACAAAUACAUACAUAUAAAAUGUGUGGAUUUUUAAGUUUAACAAUGCCAUUGUCUGUUUCCAGAAAUGCUCUUUGUUGAAAGAACAUUUCAUGUUCUCCUUGGUAUUAUUAAAUUCUAAUGUAAUAUGUUUUCCACUUGUGUGAAAUACACUAAGCUAGGUAUGCAACUUUAUUUUUAAAAGCAGCAGCUUAAAGUAUUAACUUUUUAUUCAACUAUUCAGAUAUUGAGCUUUUUUAUAUAUAUAUAUCUAGAUAUACUUUGCCAAGAUUAAAUUGCUACCUUAAAUUCUGGUGAUUUUUGUCCAUUGGAUAAUAUUUACAAACAUGAGAUCUUGGCAAUUUUUCUGAUUCAAAACUAAAGGAAGUACCAGUUCCUUGUUUUUAUGUUAUUAAAUAAAAAUUAAGAUAGUUGAAACUUAGUUUUGUUUUUUUUUAUUUAAAAGUAAACUUGCACUCAGAAUAGUGUAUUAAGAUUACUUCAAUUCUUCACCCAAUAAUUACCAACUGUUCAAUUCUUUAUCAACUUUGUGCUCUGGUUGUUUUGUUUGGAUAAAUUUCAUUUCCUCACUGUGUAUGUUUACAGAAAAUCAAUAGAAAGAAAUAAAAAAAUAAAAAAAUUCACAUAGAUGAAUUUUCAGAAAUAAAAACAUCCCAUUUAAAAUAUAAUUUUGUAUAUUCAUUUGAAGAGAAUUUCCUUUUACAUUAUUGGCAUUUGAUCCUAUUCUUUGAUGCAUAUAUCUUUCAUUUCUUUUUCUUCAUAUAUAUAUAUAUAUAUAUAUAUAUAUAUAAAUCCUUUUUCGUUUUGUUUUUUGUCUCUCCUUUUUGAAAUAUGCUGAGAAAUUGUUUUCCCUACCUUCUAACUCAUUAUCUCUAAAACUAUAGAUAAAUGUGUAUGAAAUAUUAAUUGAUAAUUAAGGCAAUUUUCUUCAAUGUGUCACCUUUUCAUAAGCUUAUCUGUAUGCUUCAACUUAUCUUCCCAGCUUAGAAUUCUUUAGUUUUUUUUUGGGGGGGGGGUGUGCUAUAUAUAGUUUUUGAUGAUCAAACAUAUACCACUCCUUUCCACCAUAGCUUAAAGUAAUUCAGUUACCCCUCUCUCUUUUUUUUUUUUUUUUUGUCUUCUUUGCAAUACAAAUGACAAGCUUAUAAGGCAUGUGAAAUGUAGAUUUGCAUUGUUGGAUUAUGCUGUCUGAGCUUUUGGUUUUUGAUAAAUAUUUUGAAAGAAGACUACAUUUCUUUUGGUGGCUUUUGGUUUUUUUUUGGCGGGGGACACUAAAAAACAUAAUGAAUCAAAAUGGAAAAGGCAAAAGAAAAAAAUAAUAACCAAGAGAAUGAAAUUGAAAUAACUUCCCAAAAAGGAGGGGUAUAAAAUUUCUUCAGCUUGCUUACAAACUCCUAAUUAUUUGCUUUUGAUAAUUGUAAAAAUUAAGAAAUGUAAUUUAACCCAUUCCCCCAACCUUCAUACUAGUGUGGAUUGGUUUACUGUUUUCAGGUUUCAGCUUAGAAUGAAAAUAUCCAGUUCGUUAAUAAUACCAGAAAUUUCGGGAGGGGGGUGGCGUUCUUCCCUCAUUCCAUGCCCUUUCUCGUGGGAUAUCUGGCUUAGUGGUAAGUUCACACUAGUUCUUUACUUCUAUCUCAGAGAACUGAUUUUAUUUAAAUCUGUCAGGAAUAUAUGAAAAAUGGAGUUAAGAUUUAAAAAAUGAUUUGCUAAAAUUAAAUAAAAAUAUGUAUAAAUAAAGUAAUAAAAAAGUAAUUCUUGCUAUGUUUUAAUUUGAA